Messenger RNA from Cyphellophora europaea CBS 101466, 2769 nucleotides. RefSeq lists its product as uncharacterized. The record is from RefSeq and is a predicted model, not a curated record. Gene Ontology annotation, biological process: rescue of stalled cytosolic ribosome; ribosome-associated ubiquitin-dependent protein catabolic process. NCBI's taxonomy places the organism in Eukaryota, Fungi, Ascomycota, Eurotiomycetes, Chaetothyriales, Cyphellophoraceae. Gene Ontology annotation, cellular component: RQC complex. The coding region runs from base 1 to 2769 and encodes 922 amino acids. The transcript has a single exon.
AUGUCUUCUCGCGCGUUGAGAAAACUCCAGCGCGAGCAGGAGGAACAGCGACGUCUGGCCGCUGCGCAUGCUACCGAGAAUCAGGUGGAGGAAGAGUCAGACGAAGCACCACAGUCCUCGAGGGCACCACAGCCAAAGAAUGCUUUUGACAUGCUAGAAGAAGCCGAAGAUGACGAGUCGGAAGAUGACACAACUGGGGUCGCCACACCGGCCACAGACUCCGCACAGCCAGAGCGACUUGCAUCGAUAUCCAGACCAACUCCUUCGUCUAAGUCAAAGAAGAAGAAAAAAAGGCCGAAGAAAAAGCCAAAAGACACGCCCGACAAGGCUUCCAAACCCGAGUCAGACUCUGGUGAUGAGAUUGAUCGAGCGCUCAAAGCCCUCGCAUUGAAGUCUGGCGCACACAAUGCCGAGCAGAGUGAGGAUAUUUCAAGUCAGCAGUGGGAGGCCGAGGCAACGAAGCUGCUGGGCGUUGAGACUAAGAACCUCAACCCCAUCAAUGAGAUGAAAAGCCUUUUCGGGAAUGUCGCUGUGGAAGAGCACGAGUCCCGGUCGAACCGGGCAACAAGGCAGCGAGAAGUCAACGAACAAGGCGGCAUGGACCUAGGCACUGCUCUCCUCGGCCGUAACAAUGUUGCGAGUAGGAGGAAAGAGCUUGGUGCUUUGGCAAACCGGAGGAAUUGCCUUAUGCGAGGUAAGGAGGAGUGGCCUUUGGCGUCGAGCGGUGGUCUCAGUAUGGAGAACGUCUCGGAGCCACCAUCGUUUGAGAAGCGGUACAACCUCGUCCACGGCCACACGUACAGGGAGGCACAGUGGAAUUUCCAGAUGGCGGUCGAGUCCAUGGACCCUCAACGGAUGAUGAGUCUGUUGCUGAUGUCUCCAUAUCACAUUGCUUCCCUUCUACAAGUCGCGGAGAUUGCGAGACACCAAGGCGAUCAUUCGGUAUCCGGAGAUCUACUUGAGCGUGCCCUCUACACCCUUGGCAAGUCGGUCCACAGCUCUUUCCCGGCGGCAAUGAGAGAGGGCACUGCACGAAUAUCGUUUGAUAAAGCCUCCAACCGGGAAUUUUACUUGGCCAUCUGGCGGUACAUCCGUAACCUGGAGAUGCGUGGUACCUUCAAGACCGCCUUCGAAUGGGCCAAGCUUCUGCUACAAUUCAAUACACUUUCCGAUCCAUAUGGAGUCACGCUGAUGAUCGAUCAACUCGCCCUUCGGGGCCGCUGCCAUGACCAACUAAUCGCCCUCGCCUCUCCGGGCGCGUACGGCACGACAUGGCAACAUCUCCCUAACAUUAAAAUCUCUCUUGCCCUUGCCCUCACGCGCGCGAAGCGAUCCAAAGAAGCCCGUCAACACCUUGCCAUCGCCAUGGUGCAAUACCCUUACAUCUUGUCCGCACUCGCUUCCGCCCUCGAUAUCUCGCCACUUCCAAAGGUCCUGUGGGCUAAACUUCCCUCCACCGAUGCCGAAAAGCUCUACACAGAGCUCUAUGUUUCACGAGCGAAAGACCUGUGGAAUACGCCCGAAACGACCGCUCUCCUUGUUGAAGUUGCCGAGACCCUCACCCAUUAUCAGCCAGUCACUUCUUCCGCACCCACGCCACCCAAGCUGGAGAUUUCCCUUGAAGAAGCCCGACAUAUCCUCCUCCUGGAGUCUCCACAACUCCUAGGUCUCUUACCCCGCAAUUUCACUCGCAUGGCCACCACCGGUUAUGACCCCUUGCCUCCUCCCUCCUCGGAAGAGAACUCUGAUUUCACGGCUCGCGCUCCGGCGGACGCCUCUGGGCCUUCAGCGCUUCAGAACAUUAUCGGUGGUGCUGGUACUGGCGGUAUCGGUAUGCUCAACCGGAUACUGAACUGGUUCACCUCACCAGCUGGUCCAGCAGCCGAUGGCAACGGUAACAAUGAUCAGGAAGGCCAGGAGGCCAUGCGCGCAUUGCGCCAAGAGCUAGGGCCUGACGUCCCUGAUGUUAUCAUUCAGGAGCUACUGCAAGCACAUUUAGGUCAAGGUGGAGACGAAGAAGACCACGAUGGACAAGUCAUCAUCGAUCCUGAAGGACUUGGGCUGGGUCAGCGUGUGGCGCCCGGCGCGACACCGGGUGGGUGGGACUACUACGCCGAGCGCGCUGAGGAGCCCUCUGACGACUACGAAGAAGACGAGUCUGACUUGCCCGAGCUUGAAGACAUCCCUACGGCAGAGACACGGCCAGGAGCUACUCCUACACCUCCUCCUGAGACUGCGCGGAACCCUCGUGCUGCAAUGGUUGAAGAGAUCCUAGACGAUGACGAUAACGCUGGUCACGACUCUACCCCGAUAGGACGAGGCAUACUCCGCCACAUUGACUCAGAUGAGGAGGAUGACGGAGUUGACAGUGAUGGUAUCCGCCCCCAUCCACGAGCGCCUACGCACACACUGCUCUCUACAAAUGCGCCACCACAACGCGUGGUACCGCCUUCACAGCGUCGCGCCUCUUCGGCCGCAGGCCAGGCUCCUCAAGCCGGACAGCAGCCCACACUAGCUGAACUCGCCGAUAGUGGUUUCUCACCCGCGCCCGUGGACGUUGAGGGCGACCCUCAGCGGCUGCAGCGGUGGCUGCUGACCAGUGGUCUAGAUGGGCUGCAGGAUAAGGAGUCAGGUAGCCCGGAAAUGCAGUUGUACGUGAAGAGCCUGAAGUUGCUGAGGGCCCAGCAGAGGGAUUGGGUGCUUAAUGUGGUGGGCCAGCGGGGUGCGGAGUGGAAGGCGUGCGUGGAGCGCGUGCGGGCUAUGCUGUGA